Messenger RNA from Myotis lucifugus (little brown bat), 5818 nucleotides. RefSeq names its product family with sequence similarity 160 member A1 (gene FHIP1A). The transcript is spliced from 13 exons. The coding region runs from base 2244 to 5357 and encodes 1037 amino acids. Lineage: Eukaryota; Metazoa; Chordata; Mammalia; Chiroptera; Vespertilionidae. The record is from RefSeq and is a predicted model, not a curated record.
GAUUAUAAAGAGGAGUGAUGAGGACUGUGAUAGAUUGGAAAAUACCUCUUAAAAGGCAACGAAAAAAAGCAAAAAUCAAGAUACAUUGUAACAGCCAAACAGAGAGUCAAAUUUGGCCGGAAGCUUACCAACGUAUGUUUGUUUAUGCCAGUUAUCUCUGUAACAAUAGCAGUAGGAGAGGAGCAGUGUAAUGACAGUAGAAAUCGCUAACAAUUUCUGACAGCUUACUCUGUGUCAGGCACAUGCAUCAUCUCCUUCUGCCCCCACAAUAAAAUAAAUACUCUUACUAUCCCAUCUCAGGAUAAAACGGAGGCUUAGAGAGGUUAUUUGCCCGCGUCCCAGAGACAGUAAGUGGCAGGGUCAAAGCCAGGUUUGUCUGACUCUGGGUCUUGAGCUCUGUGAUGUGUUUUGAUUUUAGGCCACAGAACUUGGAAUUGCAUUGGGUAGGAAGAAAAUCGCCAGGCAGUGGUUAAGCUACUCAGUGUUGGCACCGGCCAGCUUUGUGACCUUGGAGGAGGCAGCCAAGCCUGGGAGAAAGGGCAGUGUUCUUGGUCCGAGAGGAAGAGGAAACGGCAGGAUCAGGUCUUUAGCGGCGUGGCCAGGCUGGAGAGAAGUUUUCACCAGGUGCCUGGGGAGGGGAUUAAAGAGAGAAAUAGUUCCCGUGAGGUGCACACGGUGUGCUUGGGAGUGUGGGGUGUGUGUGGCAUGUAGAAGUGGAAAAUCAGACCCAAUGGAAGUUCAGUAGGAGCUUGUAAUGUAGGUGUUGGCAGAUGUGGGUAAGGGCUGCGGGGAUACUGUGUACCCUUGAUUUAACAGUGCAUGAGGGACUAACUGGAGUUGUAGAAUAAAGAACUAACACGUAUGGGGCCUGAGAUUUAACCCAGGGCUUCCUGUUAUAAUACGCUUUAAAACUAAGUGAGGUUUUCGGCUCGGUGGAGGGGACAGACUUCUCUCCGCUGUCUUUUGUUCAGUUGUCUCAGCAGGCUCCCACUCACUGGCCUCCGAGUGGGUUUUCUGGGGCAUAGUGGAUCUCUAUCAGGCUCGCUGGCAUUUCCCGUGAUAUUUAGUAGAAAGAGAGUCAUAAAGAAAGAAUCCUGACAAACCCGAGGUGGUUGAAUUAACCAGCACAACCCAAAUAUUCGACUGUUAACACAGCACCUUUCAACAAACAAGCCACUGACUUGUUGCGCACUGUAGCUCUCAAAGCCUCUCUGUCUAAGUGACUCGAACUCAAGGAAAUGAAAAGUAAAGCCAGGCUAUUCCUAACCGGCAGCACGUGGACAUGAACCUUAGGAAACAGAGCAGCCUCUGUGAGAGGCUCAUCUGCAUAAACCUCACAGGCCCCUAAAAAUAAUUUUUAAAAUUAUAUAUGAAAAAAAUUAAAGGGCUAUAUCUUGACUCCCUUCCCCCUCCCCCCCGGAAAAUGUGAAUAUACUAUUUAAAAAAAAGAUAGGUUAAGAUUGAUGAAUAGAGUUUGCUUUCUGCAGCCUGAAGACUUAAAUAGACACUGAAGGAGGAGGAAGCAAACUUAGUUGCAAGAAACCUAAUACCUCCUAGAAGAAGGGGGGCAGAGGUGGGACCAAAAAUAGAGCAAGAGUUGGGUCCAGGGAAAGCCCUUUUGUUGAGUUGUUUCAUUGGCUUUAAAUGAUCACUUUCCUAGAAGCAAUAAGAAAAACUGGUCCCGUUUGUUUUCACAGAGUUGGGGAGAAAAUACUUAUGUAAGCAGCUCCUGUUUGCAAUGUUUCCAUCUGGAAUAUCAUUUAAGAAUUUGGCCAGAUCUCAAGUGAUUUAUGUUUAGUAAACAAGAUUAUCCUCAGCUUCCCACUGCGAGAGAGCACAUGGUUUGGGGUUUAGUUGCUGUUUUGCAGCCUCUUUUAAUUGCUUGUGCAAGGUAAUACUGCACUAACCUCCGUUAUUUCUCUCCAGUGUUCGGGUUGUGACAGUGGUUUCUGAAGCAAGAAACCAGAACAGUGGUUGACGUUAGAAUGGCUUAAAAUUUUAAAAGUCUUCCUGGAGUUUCCAGCAGUGCCAAGUGUUGGAGAAAUUUUUUUCUGUCCCUCUGAUAGUGAAGUGAUCAAAAACAACCCCGCAGGAGGCGAGUGAAGAGUGGUCACAGGUUUUGGAAGGUGACAAUGAAAUGUGAAGAAGUUACAUUUCUAAUGUGAUACUUGAAAGUUAGUGACUGCUUGCGAAAUUUUGAUGAAAAUUAAAUAUGACUUAGAAGCAUUGCUUUAUGAAGGUUUAUGAUGUCAUCGGUUGCGACUGAACACAAACUCCAGCAGGCUGUGAGCCUGCAGGGAGUUGACCCAGAAACAUGCAUGAUUGUAUUUAAAAACCACUGGGCGCAGGUUGUGAAGAUCUUAGAGAAGCACGACCCCUUGAAGAACACCCAGGCAAAAUACGGGUCCAUCCCUCCAGACGAGGCCAGUGCAGUGCAGAAUUAUGUAGAACACAUGCUCUUCUUGCUGAUUGAAGAACAAGCCAAGGACGCUGCCAUGGGGCCGAUUCUGGAAUUUGUGGUCUCUGAGAACAUAAUGGAGAAACUCUUCCUUUGGAGCUUGAGGCGGGAGUUUACUGAUGACACCAAAGUCGAGCAGCUAAAGAUGUACGAGAUGCUGGUCACCCAGUCGCACCAGCCUCUGCUGCACCACAAGCCCAUCCUGAAGCCCCUGAUGAUGCUGCUGAGCUCUUGUUCGGGAACAGCCACCCCCGCUGUGGAGGGGAAGCUGGUUGUCCUGCUCAACCAGCUCUGUUCCAUCCUUGCCAAAGAUCCGUCCAUCCUGGAACUCUUCUUCCACACGAGUGAGGACCAAGGGGCGGCCAAUUUCCUCAUCUUCUCCCUUCUAAUUCCCUUCAUUCACCGAGAGGGGACUGUGGGUCAGCAGGCACGGGACGCUUUGCUUUUCAUCAUGUCUCUCUCUGCCGAGAACAGCAUGGUGGCCCAUCACAUCGUGGAGAACACCUACUUUUGUCCUGUGCUUGCAACUGGGCUCAGUGGUCUCUACUCUUCUCUGCCUACAAAGCUAGAAGAGAAAGGCGAGGAGUGGCACUGCCUUCUGAAAGAUGACUGGCUCCUACUCCCCUCUCUCGUCCAGUUCAUGAACUCCCUGGAGUUUUGCAACGCCGUCAUACAGGUGGCUCAUCCUUUGAUUCGUAACCAGCUUGUAAAUUAUAUUUACAAUGGGUUCUUGGUACCAGUCUUGGCUCCUGCUCUCCACAAGGUGACUGUGGAGGAGGUCAUGACCACAACUGCCUACUUGGACCUGUUUCUGCGUAGCAUCUCCGAGCCAGCACUACUUGAGAUCUUCCUCCGUUUUAUCCUGUUGCACCAGCACGAGAAUGUUCACAUCCUAGACACUCUCACCAGUCGAAUCAACACCCCAUUUCGGCUCUGUGUGGUGUCCCUGGCAUUAUUUAGGACUCUCAUCGGUUUACACUGUGAGGACGUGAUGUUACAACUAGUUCUGAGGUACCUGAUCCCUUGCAACCACAUGAUGCUGAGUCAGAGGUGGGCUGUGAAGGAGAGAGACUGCUACUCGGUGUCUGCGGCCAAGCUGCUCGCCCUGACCCCAGUCUGCUGCUCCAGCGGGAUCACCCUGACGCUUGGGAACCAAGAGAGGGAUUAUAUCCUCUGGUCAAAGUGUACGCACGAUAGUUCAGGGCCCCUGGAGCAGCCGCUGCCCGAGGCGUCCUCCCCAUCGGCCUGCAUCGUGGAGUACGGCAAAGCCCUGGACAUCAGCUACCUGCAGUACCUCUGGGAGGCCCACGCCAACAUCCUCCACUGCAUGAGGGACUGCCGGGUCUGGUCCGCCCUCUACGACGGAGACUCCCCGGACCCUGACACCUUCCUCCAGAGUCUGACGGAGGAGAGCACCACCAGCCCCGCCUGCCCCGCGCUCAGGCUCAGGCUUCCCCAGCAGCUCCCCAGGGAGACGGGGCCUCAGCUGCCUCCCAGAAGGGACAGGGGCCACACGGAACUGGAGUGGGACGACAGCUAUGACACCGGGAUCUCCUCGGGGGCCGAUCUGGAGAAUCCUGGGCCGCCGGCGCCCAUCGAGCCCCCCAAACACAUCCAGGAGAUGAAGAAGAACGCCAUCCUGCGCUUCAAAGGGUCGUACAUCGAGGAGUCCGACUUUCAGGACGACGUGAUGGUGUACAGGUUGUGUGCGGAGAAGGACGCCGAGGACACCAGAGAGUCACAGGAGGAGCCUGUGAGGCCCCCGGCCCAGAGCCAGACCGAGGGGCAGAGUCCCCCCACGAACAACGGCCCCCUGCCCAGCCCUCAGCCAGAGACAGACUCCGAGGAGGAGCAGCACAGGGACAACUCAGACGUGGUUCCCAAUGUGUCCGCGGAGCCACCACCAGAGAAGGGACCCCCGGUGGCCCCGGAAUCAAACUCAGAGGCAGCACCCCCUGUCUCCGAGGCAGAGCACGGUGCGGACCCGACGGCGGUUGACCCGGAGGGUGAAGAUUUCAUUGCCCAGUACGACCAGAUCAUUAAAGAACUGGACUCUGGCACCCAGGGCUUGAUGGGGCAGAAUUCCUCUUCCCAGGGUCCUGAUUCCUUGCUCCUCCCAGAAGAGCAAGAGGGGAAGGAAGAGAGCAAAGGAGAGCAGGAGGAGGAGGAGGGGAAGAAGGGCCUGGAGGAGGAGGAGGAGGAUGACUUUGACUCUCUGAUGGCGGAAGCUCCUGCCGAAGAGACCGUGCCCUCCCCCUUUGGGGUGAGAGAGGAGGCUGACUGUGCCAGUCGCCGUCCCGUGAGGACUCAGAGCGCCCCGUUCACAGGUCCGUUCAUCAGCGUGGUCCUGUCGAAGCUGGAGAACAUGCUGGAGAACUCUUUGCACGUUAAUUUGCUGCUCAUCGGGAUCAUUACGCAGCUGGCCAGCUACCCGCAGCCACUCCUGCGCUCCUUUCUGCUCAACACCAACAUGGUCUUCCAGCCAAGCGUCCGCUCUCUCUACCAGGUCCUAGCAUCUGUGAAAAACAAGAUUGAACAGUUUGCUUCUAUGGAGAGAGACUUCCCAGGGCUCCUCAUACAAGCCCAGCAAUACCUGCUCUUCCGAGUGGACAUGUCCGACGUGACAGCUGAGUCGCUAACCAAAGAUCCCACUCAGGAUGCUUCCAGGACGGGAGCUGGCAGGAGCCUUCUGGAUGGUCCCCCAAGAGUGCUCCAGCCCUUCCUGACAAGCAGAGCCGCGGUGGCGGGGGUGCCGCCAAGCCUGCCCCUGCCGGUGAGGAACACCAUGCUGGCCGCGGCCCUCUUCCCCGAGUUCCUGAAGGAACUGGCUGCCUUGGCCCAGGAACACUCCGUUCUCUGCUACAAGAUCCUGGGGGACUUUGAGGACUCCUAUUGUUAGCUUUUUUUUUUUUUAAAUAGAGGUUCUUGUUUUUUAAGGUUUUAGUGUCUUGACUGAAUGUUAAAUGCAAAGCUGCUUACAAAGAUUUCUACUUUGAUGUUUCCUGACAAUACUUGAUUUGUGGGGAGGGGACCUUCUGGGCCCCUCCUCUCUCUCUUGCUGGGCCUUCCCACCCUGCGUCAUACAGAAUGUAAGUCUCAUAAGCUGGCUGCUCCUUGGGCGGGUUUUCUUUGCUCAGUUUUCCUCCUCAAAUAUUUUGGUUGUUAUUCUCUCAUCCCUUUGAGUCGACUCAUCUUGCAGCGUAGAGCACACCAAGCGAAUAUGGGGGUUCAGUGACUUCUGGAAGUACCCCUUAUCAGGUCGGCUCUUCAGUGGCACGUGAAGAAAGCACACCUGUUCCUGUUGCCUUCUGCAUUUUGGCUUCCGUUUCAUCAAAGGGAAGAAUAAAAAUGGAGCCUCCA